Molecule: messenger RNA, 1770 nt
Organism: Periophthalmus magnuspinnatus
Lineage: Eukaryota; Metazoa; Chordata; Actinopteri; Gobiiformes; Gobiidae
Product: protein FAM124B
Exons: 8
Coding region: 1-1641 (546 amino acids)
Cellular component (GO): nucleoplasm
Source: RefSeq, a predicted model, not a curated record
AUGGCUGUACAGGUUGAUGUACAGCUGCUCUUGACCUUCCACCCAGAGAUUUUAAAUCGUAAAGAGGUCACAAUGGUAACUGUAUUGUUUCAUAGAGCGCCACUGAUACAGAGAGGAGAUCAUGAAAACGUGGACUCCGGAGCAGAAACUGCAGAAUCUGACUCCAGCAGGAUGUCCUCAUCUACCACUGAGGUGACCAGACGGCUCAGGCAGCAGCAGUUACACAGCACACUUUUGUUACAUUUGCACUUGUUGGCCAACCCUGGAGACUCCCUGCUCCUGCAGCAGACCCUGGACCAACUGCUUCGCUGGCUCUGCCCCAGCCUCCGCAUCUUCCAUGUGUCAGAGAGGGCAUCUCCUUACAGAACCUACACUCGCUUGUGUCCUGUGGCGGGCUAUCCGUCUGUAGCCAUCACCUUCUUCCUUCAUGAAGCUUAUGGCGAAGAGAGAAUCCUUAAGGUCCUUGACUUCUUGCAGCAUCCUCCGUGGCAGUAUCACCACACAGAGAGCUGUGGUAGUCGCACAGGAGGAGUUCACAUCUCCUCCUGUAGCUCUCCUGCCAACCCCUCCCUUAGGCCCUACCUCCUGCCCAGCAGAGACUUCUACAGUCUGGGUGCAGGUAUGCCUGUGUGGGGAGUGCGCCCUGUGCAUUGUGGAGGAGAAAUCCUACGUGUCACACUUUACAGUGCAUAUGAUAACUAUGAGGACUCAGUGAGGCUCUAUGAGACAGUAUUGCAACGACAAGCAGAGGAACAAAAGACAGGCUUCUGCUGGUUCACCCUUCACACAGAGCCAGGGCUGAGCCUGCAGCUUGCUAUAAAGCAGUUGUCACCAGGGGUGCGAGUUGAGCCAUGCAACUCUGCUGUGCUGCAGUUCAAUGUGGAAGAAAUUGGACAGUUGGUUCCUCUGCUGCCUAAUCCCUGUACUCCUAUCAGCCCAACACGCUGGCAAACUGAGGACCUGGAUGGAAACAAGGUGCUCUUCCAGGUGAAAACCCUGGUCCAACCUCAGCGACCUCUGACCUGUGCUUUCCCACUGGGCAGCUCUGCCUUGUCCUCUCAAGGGCUACAGCUCAGCAGCAUGCCCCCGAGCAGGUUCAGCAGUGCCCUUUCCUGGCAUACACACAGACAAGGACAUAAAGCCCGAGAUGGUGACGGAGGAGCAGACAGUUUUGGCUCAGGUAGUGGGUGCAGCAGUCCCCCUGGCAGUUCCUGUUACUCGUCCCAGCGCAGCAGUCCUGCACCAGUGGCCCCCUCCCAUCAGACAGAGUCCCCUCUACGCCCCCACAUCACACGCUCUCUGUCCCACCUGCUCCUGGAGGAGGACGAGGAGGAGACCAAUGUGGAUACAGGUGACCUGGUGUCACCUCUGCAAGGCAUUGUUCCCAAAAGCAUCAGGCGCUCUUCCUCUGUAGACCUGCUGAUGAGUGUGAGCUCUGAGAGGCCAGCUGCAGUGGGGGCCUCAGCAGUGGAAGUGCUGGCUAAAGAACUGAGCGAGUGUCUGCCCCGGACCCCCAGCACUACUGUACAUACUGUACACGGUCCUAGAUCCAAUGGGACCAACAGGACUAACCCUGAGCCCCCCACACCGCUGUGUCUGAAAGCAAACAGUGAAGACAGCAUGGAUGAGUUCUACAUAUGAACCCUGUCCAGGGCAGGACACAUGUGGAACAAGGACUGCUUCAAACGUUUUUGUCAUAUGAAAUAUGAGAUUUAUAUGUUUUAGAUAAAAGGUCCACUCAAAGUAUUAGCAUUAGUAGAAGUAUAAAUU